Messenger RNA from Trichophyton rubrum CBS 118892, 1878 nucleotides. RefSeq lists its product as uncharacterized. The coding region runs from base 1 to 1878 and encodes 625 amino acids. The record is from RefSeq and is a predicted model, not a curated record. The transcript has a single exon. Lineage: Eukaryota; Fungi; Ascomycota; Eurotiomycetes; Onygenales; Arthrodermataceae.
AUGCAUGCAAAGGAUCUUGAAGCUGUCCAAGUGGCAGAAUAUAUCGACGUCUACCAGAGAAAACGAUCCGACUUGCGUGAGACCUAUGAGAAAGCGGAGGUGCAGAUCACAGAGUUCAACGAAAAGAAAGAGAAAUUAGAACGGAAGAGAGAGCGGCUGGAGGAAAGAUUCGAGGUGGAGAGAGACCGCGCUGCAAAACCAUCACGUAAGGAGAGGAAGGCCAAAUUGAAACAGAAGGAAUUGAAGGAGAAGAAAAAGCGAGAAGCCCGAGCUGAUAUCUCGAGCUUCUGGAAUAUCUAUACCGGCCGUGUUACUGUUCAUAUUGAAGGGCAUGGCGACGGGACUCUGCCUCAGGACAGAAGAGACUCAGCCUCCUCCGUCAAGAAGCCUGAUAUCAACGACGACAUAACUCUAUCGUUAACAUACGUUACUUCGGCUGCUCGAUGGACUCCACGAUAUGACCUGAUGCUAAACACGCCAACCUCAUCUGGGAGCUUGGUCUAUCGGGCUGAAUACUACAACAGGAGUUGUGAGACAUGGAAAGAUACCAACGUUAUUCUCUCCACAUCUCAGACGACCUUCUCAGGAGUCGAUGAGCAUAUCCCUAUUCUGUUGCCAUGGAAUGUGGCGCUCAGGAAACAUGAGGUAAUGGAGGUAGAGGUCGCAACCGACACAAUACCCUCUAAGAAGAUGAGCAACUGGACCGGAGCGCUGAGAGCCAGUGCAGAAGGCGUAGAAGCAAAACAAUAUAGAAAGUCAAAGUCUAUGAAUGAAAAUGCGCCGGUACGCUAUUCUCCUCCCUGGCCCACGAACUCUUCCACACAACCGUUGCCCGCGGCACCUCCAUCCGUGGCACGCGGGCUAUUCGGUUCUGCGGCACCUUUUGGAGCCAACGAAACUGAACGACAAUCACUGACAGUACACCAGGUGCAAGGACAGCAGAUGAUGCAACAAGUUCACGCACAGAGUGCGCCGCGUUAUCAGCUUUUCGGUGGUUCAGCCAACAACGACCAACGCACCUCUGCUUUUGGUUUUGGGAAUGCGGCACCGUCCCAUCCUGAUGGAGCUAAUAAUGACGAAGAUGAAGAUUUUGACGACGAUGAUGAUCAGAUAGAUGAUGAUGCAUCAACCAUCCAGGGAUCAGCCAAUGUUCUCGCAUUCAGGCAGUCGUCUCGUCAUGACUAUGGACUUACCACCACAUAUAACGUGCCUGGCUCACGUACCCUGCAGCCAUCCUCUCACGUCAGACGGCAUAUAAUUGCGGAAAUUGAGCUCUCCUCCAUGACUUUUUCGCAUGUGAUUAUUCCAAAGUUGAAGCCAGCGGCUUUCCUAAAGGCGAGAGUGACCAAUACGUCGACCACCCCUCUCCUUCGAGGGAAGGCUGGUCUAACUGUCGACGAUGCUUUCUUGGGCAAGGCUACCAUUCCAAACUGCAACCCUGGAGUCCCAUUCAACCUCAACCUUGGAGUUGACCCGGCUAUCCAAGUGAUAUACUCCAAGCCCAAAGUCAGACGCGCAACCACGGGCUACUUCAACAAAGAAGACUGCGCCAUUUUCACACGUGUCUGCCGAAUCAACAACACCAAAUCUUCGCCGGUAUCCUUGGUCGUCCUCGAUCAAAUCCCCGUCAGCGAGGAUGAGCGGAUCCGAGUCCGCUUGAUUGAGCCAAAGGGGCUUGACAAGGGAGAUUCUGCAAAGAUCGGAGCUGAUGUUUCCAUUGACCCCAAGAGGGCUAAGGACUGGGGUAAAGGCACCGUCCACAUUAACAAAGACGGCGAGAUUAAGUGGGUGAUCACUCUGCAAAAGACGGUCGAUAUCAGACUCAUCCUUGAGUAUGAGGCAAAGAUCCCAAGCGGCCUGGAAGUCGUCGGCCUUUAG